Messenger RNA from Yamadazyma jaroonii, 2907 nucleotides. The record is from the annotation of a GenBank genome assembly. Lineage: Eukaryota; Fungi; Ascomycota; Pichiomycetes; Serinales; Debaryomycetaceae.
AUGUACUUAUACAACUACACAAUUAGUCCAGCGACGCUACCAUUGAAGUCGAUAGUUGGGCUGUUCGUUGGAGGAAAAUCCCAACAGUUGGUGUGUGCUACAUCUAGUGGUAUCACGGUAUACAAUUUAAAUGAAGGUAACUUGGAAAAGAUCUCAUCUCAAAUGAGUUUUGGUAUUAUCCAAAACAUUGGUAAAUUGAAUCCUUUUGGUGAUAAAGAUUAUCUCGUAAUAACAUCGGAUUCAGGAAACUUAGUAGUUGCAGAGUUCAAGAAUUCUACUUUCAAAGCUAUCAUACAAGAACCUUAUGGUAAAAAUGGCUUGAGAAGAAUAAACCCUGGAGAAUAUCUUGACAUCACUGAUACUGCAAUUCUGAUAACGGCCAUAGAUCAAAAGAAAUUUGUUUAUCGAGUGCACAAGACUGAUGAUGGUAUUGAACUUUCAUCCCCCCUUAUCAGCAAUUCCAAGGUGACGGUCAAUACUUGUGCCCUUGAUACUGGAUUUGAAAAUCCUAUCUUUGCAUCAAUUGAAAUCAACAAUGGAUUCCAAUUAACUCACUAUGAACUAGACAGAGGAUUAAAUCAUAUAAUCAAAAGAUCACAAGAAUUACCCGAAUCUGCUAAUCUAUUAAUACCGUUGAUUGGUGGGGGCUUAAUCAUUGCAUGUGAUGGAUUUUUGUUAUUCAACAACGAAAGAUUCGAUACGGGCCACAUUUUCAUCAACUAUGUUGUUCACAAGUCAUUCAUACUUGUGCAGAAUACUAAAGGGGAAUUAUACAAGAUCACAAUGCCCUUCAAAAUGGAUUAUUUCAGUAAGGUACCUAUAGCCAAAGAUUUGAACCUCUUCAAAAAAGGUUUCUUGUUCGUCAAUUCAAUUUCUUCCAAUAAGUUGUUAUACCAGAUAGAGGAUUUGGAUGGUAAGAUAUCACCCUUGGAUGAGAUAAAAAGUUUCGAACCAAUUCUUGACUUGCAAUCCAAUGAAGAUAAAUUGAAGAUUUUAUCAAUCAAAGGUUUAUCUACUCUCGUGCAUGGAAUUGAUGUCGAGGUGUUAGUCUCUUCUCCGAUCCCAAUACAACCUAUAUCGGUAGAAUCCACAAAGCUCACAAGAGAUUCGGUCAACGAUGAAUAUCUUGUGAUAUCGUCGACUUCAGAAACUUUAAUUCUCUCCAUUGGAGAAGUGGUUGAAGAAGUCACCGAUUCAAACUUUGUUUUCAACCAAUCCACAAUUAAGGUGCAACAAGUGGGUUCCAGAGGUAUUUUACAAGUAUAUUCAAAUGGCAUACGGCAUAUUGUAGACAAAAAGAUUGUCAAAGAUUGGUAUCCGCCUGCUGGAAUCAAUAUAUUGAAAGCAGAUACAAAUAAUAAUCAGAUCAUGGUAGGUUUAUCCAAUAAUGAAGUAGUUUAUUUCGAAAUAGAAAAUGAUACUUUGGUAGAAUAUCCUCAGCAUUUGGAAUUGGGACAAAUUACUGCCAUUGGACUUUCAGAGAAAUUUGCCAUUGUUGGGGUCCUCGAUACAAUACAGGUGGUUUCUUUACAGGAUCAUAAUCGUUUGGAAACCGUUUCAUUCCAACAGUUGUCUGCAAACAGUACCAGUAUAAUUCUUGAAAAUGAUAAUGUUCAUAUCGGGAUGGAAAAUGGGUUGUAUGUCAACACUACCAUGACUAAUGGUAAACUCACCAACACUAAACUCAAAUAUCUAGGGUCGAAACCGGUGAUUUUAUCUAUUAUUGGUGAUCAUUUGCUAGGCGUUUCUUCUAAGACGUGGUUAAUAGCAGAUAAAAUCACACCUUUGAAUAUAUCACUCACUUGUGGUACCUCUUUCAUAUCAGAAGAUAUCGGAGGUGAAGGUAUAGUUGGGUGUAAUGGUCAGGAGCUAAUUAUCUUCUCAAUUGGUGAACAUACAGAUAUGACUGUUACUGAUAAAGUGGAUCUCAAAUCAUCGAGGAAGUUGGUAGAAAAUUACAUUCUUCAAUCCAAUGGUGUGAAGAAUGGUGUGAAGUUUCUUGAAAUUCCCAAUCCUAUAAGUUUGUGCAAGUUUAACAAUCACUUGAUUGUAGGGUCCCACGAGUAUUUAUAUGCUAUUGAAACAAAUUCAUUUGAAAUACUCCACCAAACCAGAGUGGACAAAACACCCCAAGCAAUGGUCCCAUUCAAUGACGAUCAGCUAUUGGUAGGAAUGGAGAAUCACCUUAGGAUUUAUGAAUUAGGGCAAAAACAGUUGUUGAGGAAAUCUUCGACUACAUUUCCUUUCAUCAAUAGGAUUGUCAAGCUACUCAAUCAAGGCAACAAACGUAUAGUUAUUGGAGAUUCCAAAAACUCUGUGACAUUUGCUAAAUAUAACAAAGACACUAAUUUGUUCGAAGCAUUGGCUAAUGAUACCUUCAAGAGGCAGAUAACAUCUUUGGAAUCUUUAGAUUUUGAUACCGUAGUUGGGGGUGACAAGUUCGGUAAUAUAUUUGUGAACAGAUUUAUCAAUGGUGAAAAUUUACCAUCACAAGAAAGUUACCUCAAUGGAGCUGGAUCAAGGCUGCAAAAUUUGUGUGAGUUUUAUUUGAACGAUAUUCCGACUAGUUUAACCAAAGCCACUUUAACCCUUGGAGGUAGUGAAAGUAUAGUGUACGGUGGGAUUGAAGGUACUAUAGGUAUAAUGACACCUCUUUCCAAACAAGAAUUCGAUUUGAUGAAUAAUCUUGAAAUAGAACUCCGUAAGGAGGAUAAUCUCUUAGGGAAAAAUCAAUUAGUCUUUAGAAGUUACUAUAAUCCCAAGAAAAAUGUCAUUGAUGGUGAUUUCGUUGACAUCUUCCAUAAGACUAAUGUCACCUCAAAAAUAAGAAUAUCAAAAACCUUGAACAAAUCUAUUAAAGAUAUAGAAAAUAAGAUUUACGAAAUAAGACAAAGGUCAGCAUUUUAG